ACCGAGUCUGUAAAGGCUUAUAGAAGCCUGUUUGAUGCAACAAAUCUACUGCUCAGGGAAUAUAAGAGUCUGGCAGAUGAAGCCAAAAAGAAAGAAGUGUCUCUAGAGAAUGAACUGAAGAAGAAAAAGAUUGACUUGCCCAUCGAAGACCAGAUGGACCACAUCAUUAAAAUUAUGAACCAAAAGAAAACACAGAUGCAAAAUCUAGUGAAUCAGCCAAGGAGGAAAUGUUUGCUUCCCCCUGUUCCAAAAGACAGUAAUGUCAUAGGAAAGAUUGCUCAUUUAGCAUAUGUAGAAGAUGAUGAAGCAGCAAAAGUAAUCUCGUGGCAUUUAGCUAGUGAUAUGGACUGUGUGGUUACACAAACCACAGAUGCAGCUCGUCGUAUCUACAAUGAGACAAAAGGCCACCAACAGGUUCUUCCAAUGGACUCAAUAUAUCAGAAGAAUCUACCAACAUGGGGAAGGUCUUUACCACACAUACUUAAUGGAAAAAAACAAUUCAAUGCAACAGGAAAUCCAGUGUUCGCCAGAGAUCUCUUGGAUUUCUCUGACCGCAAAGAAGAGUGUCAAAAAGUUUUUGGAAUGCUUUUAGGAGAUACAAUACUCUUGGAUAAUCUAGAAGCUGCUAAUGAAUACAGAAAACAGCUAGUUACCUUUUCGUAUUGUCCAACAUUAUUAACAAGAGAAGGAGAUCGAAUACGUAGCAAUGGAAAGUUUGGAGGCUUGCAGAAUAAGGCCCCUCCACUAGACAAACUCAGAGGAACAGUUUUUGGAGCACCAUUACCUAAAGAAUAUAAUACACUUUCUGUGGAAAUUGAUUUGUUACAGCAGUAUUGUCGAGCGGUGAAGAGAUCACAGAGUGUAGAUAAAGAUCUUAAGAAGCAGAUCCAACAUCUUAACUCCCCAGAUAUGCAACAGAAGAAAAAAGAGUUGGAUGAACAUGAGAUACGGUUAAGGACAAUCGAAAAAAAGCUGGGUAUUACACCAAAAAUUCAAAAUACUGAAGUUGUGUCUGAUUGUCCUAUUCCAACUAAGCGGGCGAAAAGGGACAUAAAGGGAUAUAAAUAA
This is a messenger RNA of Staurois parvus, 1068 nucleotides long. NCBI's taxonomy places the organism in Eukaryota, Metazoa, Chordata, Amphibia, Anura, Ranidae. The record is from the annotation of a GenBank genome assembly.